AUGCUAUUAAAGUUUGGAACGCAUAAUAACAAUCGGUUUACAAAAACGACCUUGUUAUGUUGGGGUAUAGUUACGAUUGGGCUAGGACUAGUGCUAAGUUUCAUAUACUUUAGAUACUGGGCGGCCAAAGAGAAGAUAUACACUAAACUCUGUGGGGAUAAGGACACAAGCCUUUAUGAAGAGAUAAAACUUGCCAAUGGAAUGCGAGUGGUUGUAGUUAGCAAUCCAGAUACAACCAAAGCAGCAGCAGCUCUUUCAGUUGGGGCUGGCUUUGCUAAUGAUCCUACUGAACAUCCAGGGCUGGCCCAUCUUCUGGAGCACAUGCUUUUUAUGGGCAGUGAUAAGUAUCCAGAAGAGGACUAUUACAGUAACUUUAUCGUUGGUAAUAGCGGGGUUCGCAAUGCAUAUACGACCCUGUUUGAAACCAAGUACUUUCAUGCCCUGCCGGCUGAACAUGGUAGAGAGGCCCUUUCUAUCCUCAGUCGGUUCUUCAUUGAUCCGCGGAUUAGUGAGAAUACUUUGGAGCGAGAAAAGAAGGCCGUUGAUAGUGAAAUGAAAAUGAAUCGAUCCAGCAGUAUUAGUCGUCGGCUUCUGUUGGUGUUGAAUUUAAUCAAAAAGACCCAUCCAAUGUCUAAAUUCCCGAUUGGCUCGGAAGAGACUCUAGCUAAUGCUACCCGGGCUGACUUAAUGAGUUUCUGGAAGUAUCACUACACACCGAAGAAUAUGACUUUGGUCAUCUUUGGCAAGGAAAGUCUCAAAGAGUUGAAGGGGUAUGCUAAAGAGUUCUUUGGUGAUGUCAAGGAGCACAAAGACGCCAAGUGGGAAUUUUCCGGGAAGCCUACUCAUAUCGAACCUACCACUAAACGCGACCAUUCUGACAAGUCUUAUGAACUUACAACUAAAGAGACAAGCAACAAGAUUGUGUACUAUCGGCCGUAUAAAGACGAGGAGUCUAAUACUCAGCUUGUUAUAUACGUCUUUUUGCCGGCAUUACAGUUUGUUUAUCGGGAACAUACUUUGAGCUUUUUGAUUAAGAUGAUGGAAGAUAGUAAUGAUGGGAGUCUCAGUUCAAUUCUGCUGAAAAACAAUAUCACAUCUUCUGCUAGUGUGGGUUCAGACAUGGAGAAAGAUUCAACUCAUUUUGAAUUUCACUGCACUCUCCUACAUGCUACUCCUGAGAAGAUUGCUAGUGUGUUGAACUUAAUUGAAGCUUAUCUCAAACUGAUCAAAGAAAAUGCCUCUGAGAAACUCUAUCAGAAGUACGCCAAGCUUAUGCAGAAGCAAAAGCAGAAUCUGGCGCCGGUUAGUCAGUUGAAAACCGCCACACAAACAGCCACUAGCUUGGCCUAUCGCAAACUUGAGGACGUUUUCACUGGCGAUUAUGAUUGGACUGGCUUCAACAAAGAAGAUUUUGAUUAUAUUCUCAGUAUUAUGACCGACCGGUCUAACUGGCUAGUUAUGGUUGAAACUAACAAUCUUUUCCCGAACAAGCCCCUUUUAUCUACUCCCCAUUUUGACGUGAAGUACUUCAUUGAAGAAGUCUCUAAAGUAACUGAUUUGGAUAUUGAUGCCCUUCAAAGCAAGCUUGCUUGGACAGCUAAGGACUUGGCAGAGGAAGUGGACUUCUCUACUGCUCGUGGCAAGAAUGUCUCAUAUUCCCUAGGAUCAACGUUCAAAAACAUCAAAGAAUGCGAUAUUCCAGCCGAUAAAGAGAUUGAACACUUUUCCAUCACUGAAGAUGGCUUCGAAGCCCAUUUAAUCCACAAGCGAGACAUCCAUUCCAAAGAUGCCCGUAUCACUAUCUAUUUAGGAUCUGAUGAUAUUUAUAAGAACAUCAGCACCUUUGUUUCUUUCACCGGGUAUACGAGAGCAUUCCCUAAUAACUUCUUCCUUGCCCACAAUGAAGAAAUGCAGAUGUCCGGCGUAUCGCUUGAGCCUAUCAUUGAACGAUUUGGCGCUGUGUCAAUGACUUUCACCGGCAACCCACUUGUGCUUGAAGAUCUAAUUCGGAUCUUCUUUAAAGAGUUCAAUGAAAGGAAAGAAGAGCUGCUUACUCAAACAAUUAACGCCGCGAUAACCAAGCAUAAUGGCUUAAAGCAGUCAAUUCCCGCUGAGAAGCUCGCCCCAGGUCUAUUUAGGAGCAAAAACUACUACAAGUAUCUAGAUGAUGAGGCUUGCAUUAAGGCAGCUCAUAACUUAACCAUCAAGGACUUCUUCUCUAUCACAGAAGCAGACAUUAAGCUUUAUGCCAUUGGCAAUCUCACUCAGUCCGAAUUCGCUCGUAUUUGCCAGGUCGUUAAAGCCAAUGUCACGCCUAAUGCCCAAAAGAAGUUCGUCUUGCCACAGCCAUCCUUGACCCAUGUUGAUGUGGCCGUGCAUGACCAGGAGAACAUCGCUCUCUUAGUAUCCCAUGAGGUGACUAAGUUUGGGUCAGUCAAAAAUCUCAUUAUCGCCGAUUUGAUUUGUCGGUUCACAGCCAACAAGUUCGCUGAUAAGUUACGAACCAAAAAAUCAUACGGAUACAUAGUCCAGACGGGCUCUAUCCCUUUAUUUGCCCAAAGCCAUCUUAUCUGGGUAGUGCAAACCACUUAUCCCUACGAAACAGUCAAGACAGAAAUACUAGAAUUUAUUGCCACUAUCGCCUCUUUAAUUCGAGAUCUCUCCUCUACAGACUUUGAAGGAACCAAACAAUCAUUGAUCGCGUCCUACCAACAUAAAGUCGGCAACCAACAAGAGUAUCUCACCCAGCGCCUCAACUUCUGGCGCUUCCAUGGCUUUGACAUUAAUCAUUUCGAUAAACUGGCCGAAUUAACUGCGGCUGUAACCCAAGAGGAGCUGGUCGACUAUUGUGCCACUGAGCUUUCCAAAAACAUCACCACUGUACUCGCCUCUAGCCAGGUGACUACGUCUUAG
Messenger RNA from Nematocida homosporus, 2913 nucleotides. Its product is annotated as insulysin. The record is from RefSeq and is a predicted model, not a curated record. Bases 1 to 2913 code for a protein of 970 amino acids. Lineage: Eukaryota; Fungi; Microsporidia. The transcript has a single exon. Gene Ontology annotation, molecular function: metalloendopeptidase activity; metal ion binding. Gene Ontology annotation, biological process: proteolysis.